ACCAGCCUCCCGUCUCAGAGGAGCAGUGCCUGAGCUCCCUAGGACCUGCAGCUCAGGAGCCGAGGUUUUCCAGCGGAGACCCCCUGAGUCCUCCUAUUCAGAAUUCGUCCUGGGAUCCUUGGUGGGGCUUGGGGUCCUGUGCCCCUUGGCUGAAAUUCCCGCAGGGUUCAGGAAGGGGCACGACCAUGGAUCGGCUUUGGGGUCUACUCCAGAGAGCGCAACAGCUGUCCCCACGACCCUCUCAGAAUAUCUAUAAGCGUGUGGAAGGCCCCCAGCAGGGGCGCCUGGAGGAGGAAGAGGAAGACGGGGAGGAGGGGGCCGAGCCGCUGGCCCACUUCUGCCCCAUGGAGCUGAGGGGCCCUGAGCCCCUAGGCUCUAGACCUGGGCGGCAAAACCUCAUACCCUGGGCAGCAGCAGGACGAAGGGCUGCUCCCUACCUGGUCCUGACGGCCCUACUGAUCUUCACUGGGGCCUUCCUUCUGGGAUACGUGGCCUUCCGAGGGUCCUGCCAGGCAUGUGGGGACUCCUUAUUGGUGGUCAGCGAGGAUGUCAACUAUGAGCCGGCCCCAGGCUCCCAACAGGGCACGUUGUACUGGAGCGACCUCCAGGCCAUGUUCCUGCGGCUCCUGGGGGAGGGGCGCCUGGAGGACGCCAUCAGGCAAACCAGCCUCCGGGAGCGGGUGGCCGGCUCGGCCGGGAUGGCCGCCCUGACUCAGGACAUCCGUGCGGCGCUCUCCCGCCAGAAAUUGGACCACGUGUGGGCGGACACGCACUACGUGGGGCUGCAGUUCCCCGACCCGGCUCACCCCAACACCCUGCACUGGGUCGAUGCGGCCGGGAAGGCUGGGGAGCAGCUGCCGCUGGAGGACCCCGACGCCUACUGUCCCUACAGCGCCACGGGCAACGCCACGGGAGAGCUGGUGUACGCCCACUACGGGCGGCCGGAGGACCUGCAGGACCUGCGGGCCAGGGGCGUGGAGCCGGCGGGCUGCCUCCUGCUGGUGCGCGUGGGGGUGACCAGCUUUGCCCAGAAGGUGGCCAGUGCCCAGGAAUUUGGAGCCCGAGGAGUGCUCAUAUACCCCGACCCAGAAGACUUUUCUCAAGGCCCACACAAGCCAGGCCUGUCCAGCCACCAGGCUGUGUAUGGACAUGUGCACCUGGGAACUGGGGACCCCUACACGCCUGGCUUUCCUUCCUUCAAUCAAACCCAGUUCCCUCCAGUUGAAUCCUCUGGCCUCCCCAGCAUCCCAGCCCAGCCCAUCAGUGCAGACAUUGCCUCCCGCCUGCUGAGGAAGCUCAAAGGCCCUGUAGCCCCCCAGGAAUGGCAGGGGCGCCUCCCAGGCUCCCCUUAUCGCCUGGGCCCAGGGCCAGGCCUGCAGCUAGGGGUCAACAACCACAGGGCCUCUACCCCCAUCAGCAACAUCUUUGGCUGCAUCGAGGGCUUCUCAGAGCCAGAUCACUAUGUUGUCAUCGGGGCCCAGAGGGAUGCGUGGGGCCCAGGGGCAGCCAAGUCUGCUGUGGGGACUGCCAUACUGCUGGAGCUGGUGCGGACCUUUUCCUCCAUGGUGAGCAACGGCUUUCGGCCCCGCAGGAGUCUUCUCUUCAUCAGCUGGGAUGGAGGCGACUUUGGGAGCGUGGGCUCCACGGAGUGGCUGGAGGGCUACCUCAGCGUGCUGCACCUCAAGGCCGUGGCAUAUGUGAGCCUGGACAAUGCAGUGCUAGGGGAUGACAAGUUCCAGGCCAAGACCAGCCCCCUUCUGAUCAGCCUCAUUGAGAACAUCCUGAAGCAGGUGGAUUCCCCUAACCACAGUGAGCAGACGAUCUAUGAGCAGGUGGUAUUCACCAAUCCCAGCUGGGAUGCUGAGGUGAUCCGGCCCCUGCCCAUGGACAGCAGUGCCUACUCCUUCACGGCCUUUGUGGGGGUCCCUGCCGUUGAAUUCUCCUUCAUGGAGGAUGACCAGGCGUACCCGUUCCUGCACACAAAGGAGGACACUUACGAGAACCUGCACAAGAUGCUGCGAGGCCGCCUGCCCGCCGUGGCCCAGGCUGUGGCCCAGCUCGCUGGGCAACUCCUCAUCCGGCUCAGCCAUGAUCACUUGCUGCCCCUCGACUUCGGCCGCUACGGAGACGUGGUCCUCAGGCACAUCGGCAGCCUCAACGAGUACUCUGGGGACCUCAAGGCCCGCGGGCUGACUCUGCAGUGGGUGUACUCGGCGCGAGGGGACUUCUUCCGGGCGGCGGAGAAGCUGCGGCAAGAGAUCUACAGCUCGGAGCCAGGCGACGAGCGGCUAAUGCGCAUGUACAACGUGCGCAUCAUGCGGGUGGAAUUCUACUUCCUGUCCCAGUAUGUGUCGCCAGCAGACUCCCCGUUCCGCCAUAUCUUCCUGGGUCGUGGAGACCACACGCUGGGCGCCCUGCUCGACCACCUGCGGCUGCUGCGCAUCAAUGGCACUGGGGCUCCUGGGGCCACCUCUUCCGGGGUGGCGCCCAGCCUGGGCUUCCAGGAGAGCCGCUUCCGGCGCCAGCUAGCCCUGCUCACCUGGACGCUGCAAGGGGCCGCCAACGCGCUUAGCGGGGACGUCUGGAACAUCGAUAACAACUUCUGAGGCCUGCCCGCCCUCCCCUGUUCCCCCUGCCGGGAGCUCCUCCGCUCCCCGCUUGAGCGACUCAGGGUGAGGGAGGUGGCCCAGUGGCCUGUCAUUACUAACCGAUUUCUCAUUAGCCCUUUCCGUCUGGAGCAGACACCCACACAUCCCUGGCCCUGCAAUGUAGGUGAGUGGUCCUUCCAUCAGUGAGGGUCAGUCUGUGGGUUAACCAGGGAGCAGCAUCCCUUCAGUGAAUCACAGCCCCUCCCCCUUUCAGGAGCAGGGUCCUUCGUAGCUACAGACCACUCUGAAAGGUUUGCUAGGCCCUGGGACCUUGCCAGCUCUCCUAGCCUUAUGGCCAACAGGUGGUCUGUGGUGGCAAGGGUGUGGGGUUUGGAUGUCAAUAAAUCACCUGGUGACAUUG
Messenger RNA from Propithecus coquereli (Coquerel's sifaka), 3009 nucleotides. It is a transcript of the gene TFR2, whose product is annotated as transferrin receptor 2. Lineage: Eukaryota; Metazoa; Chordata; Mammalia; Primates; Indriidae. The coding region runs from base 186 to 2606 and encodes 806 amino acids. Gene Ontology annotation, cellular component: external side of plasma membrane. The transcript has 20 exons. Gene Ontology annotation, biological process: endocytic iron import into cell; transferrin transport. Gene Ontology annotation, molecular function: transferrin receptor activity. The record is from RefSeq and is a predicted model, not a curated record.